CGACAAAUUUAACCUUUUGAAAACUUUUCUCUUCCGCAGAAACCCUAUCCAUCUCCCUCUCCCUUAGGCACAGAAGAAACCAGCAGCCCCAACUCAAGACACAUACACUCAGCUUUCUCUCUCAAACCCAAAUUUCAUUUCCUACCCAGAUUCAUUCUACAGAGCAAGACAGCCAAACAUGUCGAUCGAAAUGCCCAAAGGGCUCCCCUUUUCAGUUGAUACAUGGAGUCCUUCUUCAAAGAGAAAGAGGCACCAUUUCUUAACUCACGCCCACAAAGACCACUCCACUAGGAUCUCCUCCCACUUUUCUUACCCGAUUUACUCUACCCAUCUCACCAAAACCGUCCUUCAACACUACCUCAAGCUUGAUGAAUCUUUGUUUGUGGGCAUUAAAGUUGGGCAAUCUGUAGCUAUUGAUGACCCGGAUGGAGCCUUCACUGAUACGGCUUUCGAUGCCAAUCACUGUCCUGUCCUUGACCAUUCUUUAGCUGAGGUUAGAAGUUGCUCCGAUUUUGGACCCAGAAGCAAAGCACUCUCAGACACCGAGACAAAGCAAUGGAGGAUAAAACUGAGUCCAUUUCAUUCAACAAGAGAAGAGCGGAGGCUCGUAUAAAUUUUUAUGCAUGUUGUUGGUGCAAAUAAAAGGUGGAGUGGUGGAUGUGGAGGAAGGCAAUAUAAGUUUUGUUCCUUUCUCAAAAUCGAUCAUCUAUGUAACAGGUAUACCCAAUGUACAAGGCCUUUAUCGAGCCAGAUCUUCAAACUGCUCAUAUAGAAAUUAUCAACAAGUUCAAUCCAUUUACUGGAUUUCUAAGUCCCACUUACAUUUUAAAGUCAGUGAAGCCCUUGUCAGUGGAUCAAAUAAAGGCAGUCUUUACUGAGGAGCAUACAUAAGCCAAGGAGGAGACCUAUGACACAUACCUUCUACCACCUGGUGAAGAUCCAGAAUCUUGCCAAUCAUAUCUUAGGAUGCGGGAUAAAGAUGGGAAAUAUAGUCAUGUUUGAGGAGUGGGUGACAGAUAAUCGAUCCAUUUGUUAUAUCACCAAUAAUAACUUUUGAGGUCAGUGUGCGUUUUCUUGGUGGACUAAUGGCUCUGGGAUACACAAUUGCUACUAUCCUUAAAAGAAGCAGUCAUGUAUUCUUCAAUAAUGGUUUGGACAUGGGUUUACAUGAGGAAGGAUGAUGGAGAUUACAAAGCAACAAACACAUAACUUGUCUCGCCCCACUCUCAGAGAGGUGUUGUUCAAAUCUCAACAAUUCAAGUAAUCAUCUAAUCAAGGGCGGUGUAGACCUGGAGCAACAUAGGAGCAGAGCAGUUGGUCGAUUUGGAGCAAGAGCUAUGGGUACUCAGAGUGGUAACUUGAGUCAGACCAGUAGCUCAAGCCAUUCGAUCAGUUCUGCAAUCAAUGUGACUAGUCCUGCAACCUUAGAUCAUUCCCCUUUAGGACAACCACCUUUAGGUCAAACACUCCCACCUUUAGGUCAAGCUUCAGGUUCAGAUGUUGAAUCUAAUCCUAGCAACUCACAACCCCAUGGAGCAGCUUUUGCUGGGCAAAAAAGAAAGGAGCCUGCUAACAAAAGCCCUCUUUGGGCACAUUUUACUAGAUGUAAACACCCGAACUCAGACCAAAUUGAUACUUGUUGGUGCACUUGCAAUUAUUGCAAUGAGAGAGUGUUGUGUGAUAGUGAAAAGAAUGGGACAAGCUCAAUGUGGUCACAUACUAGGAAAUGUGCUAGUCAUCCGUUACAUGCAGAACCUGAUCCCAAGCAAGCUAAGUUGAAUAGGGAUAAUGUGAGUGGAGGAACCACAUACCAUAAUUAUAGCCUGAAGAGGUGUGAUGAUAGGUGCAUCGAUAUGAUUAUCAAGGAUGAGCUCCCUUUUAGGCAGGUAGAGAAAGAGGGAUUUAUUGCUUUCUGCAAAGAGUUAGAACCUCAAUGGCCUGGAAUGAACAGAAAGCAGGUUUGCCAAGGGUGUGUUAGAUAAGUACAAUUUUGAGAAGGCUGUUUUGUUGAGUCAAUUGAAGGCAAAUGAGACUCGGAUUUCAAUUACCACCGACACCUGGACACCGAUCCAUAAUAUAAACUAUUUGGUACUAACUGCCCACUUCAUGGAUAGUGAAUGGAAAUUGCACAAAAGGAUCAUUAACUUUUGUACAAUUACUAGUCACAAAGGAGAGGAGAUUGGAAGGGUAGUAGAGCAGUGUUUGAGGUAGUGAGAGAUCACCAAAGCGUUUACAAUCAUAGUAGACAAUGCUAGUGCUAAUGACUUGGCUGUGGCAUACAUGAAGAGAAGGUUGAAGAGUUACAAGACUUUGAUGUUUGAGGAAGAGUUUAUACAUUUAAGAUAUGCAUGCCACAUUCUAAAUUUGAUAGUUAGGGAUGUUCUGAAGAAGUUAGAAGAUGGGAUUGCUGCUAUAUGGAACUGUGCCAAGUAUGUUAAGAGUUCAUCAAGUCGUCUUGACAAGUUCAGGGAGUUUGCUGUUUUGGAACAAUGCAGGGCAAAUGCCAAGGUUCCAUUAGAUGUAAUCACAAGAUGGAACAACACAUACCUUAUGCUUGAAGCUGCACUCAAGUAUGAAGCUGUGUUUGGGAGAAUGGCUGAAGAAGAUAGCAAUUUUAAAGCUUAUUUCGACGAAACUGACAGAAAUGGCAAAAGCAGGGUUAGACCACUAUCUAGUGAGGACUGGAGGAAUGCAGAAGCGUUUUGUUUGUUUUUGAAGAAGUUUUAUGAAGCUACUGUGAAGCUUAGCGCUUGGAAAAAGAUUACUGCGAAUAUAUUAUUUUGUGAAAUGGUUACAUUGCAGACUGAGAUUGACAAGGCUGUCAUUGCAGAAGACCCGGUUUUGAAUAGGGUUGCCACUUCAAUGAAGAUCAAGUUCAACAAAUAUUGGGGAAGCUUCAAAGCGGUGAACAAGAUAAUCAUGAUAGCUAAUGUCCUUGACCCAAGAUACAAGCUGCAAUGGGCUAAAGUAGCAAUGGAAAAAGUCAAUGCAAGCUACGAGACAAUUCAUUCAAUACAAGGGGACUUGAAGAAAAUAUUGUUGAAGAUGUAUUAUGAAUACAAAGGCAAUGAGGGCAGCAACCAAUCUGAACUGUGCGUGGAAGAAGAUUUAGGAUUGGAAGGGGAUGACUUGGAGAACCUUGAUGAAGUCAACAAGCAAAUAACAAGGGAGAGGAUGGCAGAGCAGUCACAAUGCAUACGAAAUGAGCUUGAUCAGUAUUUAUCGGAUAUGUAUGUUAGCCUCCUUGCAAAGAAUUUUGAAAUUCAUAAGUGGUGGAAGGCUAAUGCAUGAGUUAACCUAUCCAGUCCUAUCAAAGUUAGCAAAGGAUGUUUUUGUUGUUCCUUGCUCAACGGUAGCUUCGGAGAAUGCAUUUAGUUUGGGAUCAAGAGUGGUGGAUCCUUUUAGAGCUUCAUUGACACCAAAAAUGGUGGAAGCCCUUGUUUACACUUCGGAUUGGUUAAAAUCCGACCCCCCAAACUUCUACAAAGAUCCGACUGAAGAUGACCUUGAAAUGUACCACACUUUGGAGGAACUUGAGAGGGAAAAUGCUUUUAAUCAGGGAGUGGAGGGAACAAUGACCAAUACCAGCUCUACACAAACUGUUGCCUAACAGCCUACAUCAUGAGCUCUCUUGUUCAUUAACUGAUAUACACAGAAACUGCCUAAAAUGGUUCAUUGAUAGAAUUUAUAGCAACUGCCAGCAUUUUUAUUCUUUUCAGUUUUCACUGAAUUACUGCCAACAUUUUAUUCUUUUCAACUAAACUGUGAUUGCAGAAAGUUGGAAACUGUGAGUCCAUUUUGAGGGAGGACAGCAAGCUAAAAUGAAGUGAAGAUGAGAUGAACUUUGAGUCCUUCAACAGUUUGUUUUCAACUAUUGUCCACUUAGUUAUUGACAUAUUGUAUCAUUUCAUUCAUUUGUGUGAAGUGUGAACUAUGAGUUAUUGAAUUAGAAUUUGUAUGAACUAUGAAGUGAUAAUGAGAUGAUCUCAAGUUGAUGUA
Messenger RNA from Rosa rugosa (rugosa rose), 3999 nucleotides. Its product is annotated as zinc finger BED domain-containing protein RICESLEEPER 1-like. Lineage: Eukaryota; Viridiplantae; Streptophyta; Magnoliopsida; Rosales; Rosaceae. The transcript is spliced from 10 exons. Gene Ontology annotation, molecular function: DNA binding. The coding region runs from base 2281 to 3291 and encodes 336 amino acids. The record is from RefSeq and is a predicted model, not a curated record.